GCAAGAAAUUCGAGGAGUUCAUACAUGGCGCCUCCAAUACUUUCCCUUGCUCUUCCCUCUGAGACCGGUCGAGUUCUCAGUAUUCAAUCUCAUACCGUCCAGGGGUAUGUUGGUAAUAAAUCAGCUGUCUUCCCAUUGCAACUACUAGGCUAUGAUGUGGAUCCAAUUAAUUCUGUGCAGUUUUCAAAUCAUACAGGAUACCCGACGUUUAAGGGUCAGGUUUUGGAUGGACAGCAACUCUGGGAUCUAAUAGAAGGCCUUGAAGGAAAUGAUUUAUUAUACUAUACUCACUUGUUAACAGGUUAUAUUGGUUCAGUUUCUUUUCUAAACACUGUAUUGGAAGUCAUCAGCAAGCUUCGCUCAAAAAACCCUGAGCUUACAUAUGUAUGUGAUCCAGUGAUGGGUGAUGAUGGAAAGCUUUAUGUUCCUCAAGAGCUGGUAUCAGUCUACCGUGAAAAGGUUGUUCCAGUAGCUUCCAUGUUAACUCCCAACCAGUUUGAAGCAGAACUACUGACAGGAUUCAGGAUUCAGUCUGAAGGAGAUGGUCGGGAAGCUUGUAAGUUUCUCCAUGCAGUUGGGCCUUCAAAGGUUGUAAUUACAAGUAUAAAUAUAGAUGGGAUUCUUCUCGUUAUUGGCAGUCAUCAAAAGGAACAGGGACAGCCUCCCAAACAAUUUAAGAUCGUGAUUCCGAAAAUUCCAGCUUAUUUUACGGGAACGGGAGAUCUCAUGACUGCACUUCUUCUUGGUUGGAGUAAUAAAUACCCAGAUAACCUUGAGAUGGCUGCAGAACUCGCAGUGUCAAGCUUGCAGGCACUUUUGCAAAGGACACUCCGUGACUAUACAAGCGCUGGACAUGAUCCCCAGUCAACCAGUUUAGAAAUCAGAUUAAUUCAAAGCCAGGAUGAUAUUCGCAGCCCACAAGUAAAAUUUAAAGCUGAAAUAUACAGCUAAAUUGGUGAUAUGAUUUGAACAUGUAUGUGCCUGUAUAUUAGUAAAUUUUUUUUGAAAGGGUGUUACGGAAAUUACAAGAAAUUAAGAAGGAAAGUUGCUUCAUUUAUCACCUAUUUAUUGGAGUGUUACUAAAAGGCAACUCUACUAUUUACCAGG
Gastrolobium bilobum is the source of this 1107-nucleotide messenger RNA. RefSeq names its product pyridoxal kinase-like. Gene Ontology annotation, cellular component: cytosol. Bases 25 to 951 code for a protein of 308 amino acids. The record is from RefSeq and is a predicted model, not a curated record. NCBI's taxonomy places the organism in Eukaryota, Viridiplantae, Streptophyta, Magnoliopsida, Fabales, Fabaceae. The transcript is spliced from 12 exons. Gene Ontology annotation, molecular function: pyridoxal kinase activity. Gene Ontology annotation, biological process: pyridoxal 5'-phosphate salvage.